CUUCUUCCUGGUUUCUGGAGAUCUUCUCUCUCUUUCUAGUGCUCGCCGUCACUGUGCUCAGGGGUUUGUGAGUGCAACGAUCGCAGUGCGUGCUUGGGGGCCUACAUCGGGGACUCCUGGGUGCCGUGUGCUUGCUUGGGUCGGGGACUCUUGUUCAUCGGGUUUGGAGUGGGCGUUCGGAGCUCCGGCGAGACGCAACACCGACGAGCACUUCCCCGUUGAGCUUGAUUGGGCUUGGGACUCGUGCCCAUCGGGUUUGGAUUGGGUGUUCAGAGAUCGGAAUAUACGUAACACCGGCGAGAGCUUCCUGGAAACGAUGCCGAGGUGCAAGAAUUUCUCUCGUAGACCGGGCAUGAGGCCGAGAGGAGAGGGAGAGAGCUCUUGUUCUGCAGCACCAUCCUUGGACUUUUCUGACAAAGCUCAGCUCAAGCGAUAUGAGAGAUUGAGUACACGGCAGUUUGGAGACUUGAGGACACUUGAUUAUGCCGUGCUUGAGAGCAUUGGACUUGCAGAGAGAGUCCGACAGUUAUUAUCAGUUGGAGCUUGGGACAAAUUUUUCAGUGUACAGGAGACAGUGUACCGAGAGAUUGUUUUAGAGUUCUUGGCGACUUUUGAUUUUGAUCUGACGCAGCUCACACAGAUCAAUAUGAGCAGCUCGAAAGUGAUUCAGUUUCGAGCUUAUGGAGUCCAGUAUCAGAUGAGCGUCACUGAGUUUUCUAUUGCACUAGGAUUGUAUGAGUUGGAGUUCACACGGACAUUUGAGUACAGUAAUUUAUUUCUAGAGCUUCCAGUGCACAUCACUCCGAGCGAGUACUGGAGAAAGGUCAGCCGAGAGACGGUUUAUAACCCUGCGCGGUCGAAGGCUGCUCAGCUUCGGGAUCCAGCGGUUAGAGUUGUACACGCCCUCCUGAGCAGAUCUUUGUCUGGCCUAGGCGAGAGCUCUGGAGUGGUAUCUACUCGCGAUAUAUUAUUUUUGUGGAGCAUGGUUGAGGGGGUACCGAUCCAUUUAGGGUAUGCGGUGGCCUAUUUAAUCUGGCACCAGGCCCAGGAUCCUCGAGUUGCAGUAUUAUUCUGCGGACCAUAUAUCAUGAGAUUGUUGAGGGGUUUGGGAGUUUUGACUGUGACAGAGGAGAUGCAGAGUGUUGGAGGUUUUGUUUCACUCUCUAUGGAGACUCUCCGUGCCAUGGGGGUAGUGCAGAGACGACAGAAGGACCGGGGCGUAGUCUAUAGAUUGGUUAGAGCUCCAGAGCCGGGCGCAGAGUUAGAGGAGUCCGAGUCAGAGUCCGAGUCAGAGACUCACUCCUCUGGUCAUGCAGAUCAGGCGGCAGCGACUGAGCUGCCAAUUUCCAAUUCUCGACCCUCCCGAGCAUUCAGUUCCAGAGAUAGAUUCAGCGCGCUCGAGAAGGGGGUUGAGGAGUUGAGAUCCGAGCAGCGGGAGACUCGAGCUGAGGUUCGAGCCGAGCUGCAGGAGGUUCGAGCAGAGCUGCGGGAGGUUCGAGCCGAGCUGAGGGAUUUCACACAUGGGGUAGCAGCUCAUUUUGGCCGGCUCGAGUCUUUGAUUCAGCAGUUUUUAUCAUCAUCCCCAUCAUCAUCUCACCGUUCUUCUCCAUUUGCUUCUCCAUCCCCUUUGCGUCAAGAUCCACCCACCAUUGUGGCACCACCACAAGAUCAGCAGCCUUUGCGUCAGGAUCCACCCACCAUUGUGGCACCACCACAAGAUCAGCAGCCUUUGUGUCAGGAUCCACCCACCAUCGUGACACCACCACAAGAUCAGCAGCCAUCAACUGCUUGAUUUUUAUUUUCUUCAUCAUCUUACAUAUUUUGUAUUUUUGUAUUUUGUUUUGUAUUUCAGUUGUACUUAGGCUCUUUUAUUUUUUAUAUGGAUCUGGGCUUCUUUUAUUGUGCUUGUUGAAUAGAGUUCAAUAGGUUUCACGCAAGGCACGUGUAGGAAAGUCCAUGAACUUGAUAUAAUGCCAUUGGGAUUAGGUGUGGAUCGAAAGGAGAUAGUAACUACACAUUGAUCAAUGGCAAGCUUCUUGUGUUUUUGGUUUUAGAGUGGAUAUAUACUUAUGAUUUUGUUGAAGGAUCUUUGAAGAAGGUUGUAAAACAUAAACAAGGUAUGUUUUCGCACCUAAGUCCAUAUGCCAAUGCUUUGCAUUUAUGUGGGAAUUUUGAGCAACCACAAGGUAUUUUAGCAAUGGUUAGAAGUCUGUUUGAUUGCAAUGUUACUAAGAAAGUUCUUAUUAGCAAAUUUGAACUCUUCUAAACUGAAUUAUGUUUAUUAGAUGAACAUAUACUAGAAAGGAAGUAGAUAAGCUAUGCAAUGAAUCAAAACUUGAAAUUUAUAUAAUCCCUUUAGUGGGUUGCCAUAAAAAAAAGAUGGAAAGUUACCUACAUAUCAAGUGGUGAGUAUAAAACUGGCCAUACUAAUCACACAUGGACACUAAGCAUCAUGCUGUUGAGGAAUUUUGAGAAAUUAUAGGAUGUUCAGUUUCUUGUAUUUUUCUGGGUAUGUGUCCUACUUGAUAUGUUUGUUUUACAUGUUAAAGUGGCAAUUUUAUUUCUUGUGUUUAAGUUGAGAAUAAUGCAAAUUAUUGUUCAUUGUCGGAGGAUUCUGUAUAGACAGAAAAAUUUAAGUCUCAGUAGCCUUUUCUUCUAAUGAGGUCCUCAUUAAGUAUGACUUGAUCAGCUAAAGUUUAAGAAUCUGUACAUUGGGUUGGUGUUUAUUCACAUAUUUCUCACUAUAAUGGCAUGCAAUUUUUUAUGGAACUUUUUUUGUCAAAUAAUUACUGUAGAUGUAUAGAAGUUACUGGGGCAUAUGGAUCUCAGAAAACUGACAUAAAUAUAAGUUUGACUGCCAUUGGGCUCCUCCGCACUGCAACUGACUCCAUUGCAAAAGGUUUAGGUCAAAAGACUGCCAAGGGAUCUACUAAGGCAACUGAAACAGGUGUCAGUGAUAUUUUCAAGCAUGCAUUGCCCCAGGGAGUAAUUUAGGCGAUACGGUUGAAGAUGAACAUUCUACUCAUACUACUAACGGGAUUCAUGGAGUGUUGUAUUCUACAUAUUUUGAUAGUACCAAGUUGCUCUUUUCAGUUUUCACUUUCCUUCAGAAGCUUGGAGCUGAUGAGAGACUAGAGGUACGAAACUCAGCUAUUCAAACUCUUUUUCAAACCCUGGGCUGUCAUGGUCAGAAACUCUCCAACAGCAUGUGGGAGGAUUGCCUUUGGGGUUAUGUUUUCCCUAUACUUGAUCAUGUUACACAUCUGGUGAAUAUGAGAAAACAUUGAAGGCAAAUGCUAUACUAGUUACAUAUGUGGCUGUAAAAUAUCGUUCUUUGGCAGGCAGCAACGUCAUCCAAGGAUGAAUGGCAAGGGAAAGAGCUUGGGAGAAAGGGUGGGAAAGCUGUUCAUGUGCUUAUACAUCAUAGGCAUGUCAAGUGCCUGAAUUGAACCUUCUUUACUUGAUUAUUGCUCUAGCAUUGUAUACAUGGUAACUCAUAGCCUGUAAAUAAGGUCAUUGGAAUGAACAUAUCAUUAUUAUUUUUUGCAGCCAUAGUACCGCCCAUAAACAAUGGGAUGAAACACUCGUAUUAGUAUUAAGCGG
Molecule: messenger RNA, 3603 nt
Organism: Dioscorea cayenensis subsp. rotundata (Guinea yam)
Lineage: Eukaryota; Viridiplantae; Streptophyta; Magnoliopsida; Dioscoreales; Dioscoreaceae
Exons: 5
Coding region: 317-1792 (491 amino acids)
Source: RefSeq, a predicted model, not a curated record